Molecule: messenger RNA, 5697 nt
Organism: Peromyscus leucopus (white-footed mouse)
Lineage: Eukaryota; Metazoa; Chordata; Mammalia; Rodentia; Cricetidae
Gene: Enah
Product: ENAH actin regulator
Exons: 15
Coding region: 677-2863 (728 amino acids)
Biological process (GO): actin polymerization or depolymerization; actin polymerization-dependent cell motility; axon guidance
Molecular function (GO): profilin binding; SH3 domain binding
Source: RefSeq, a predicted model, not a curated record
ACAAAAAAAAACAGUCAAAUGGUAAAAAAAUAGUAAAGGCAGGGACAAAGCCUUAAGGGUAACUGUUUCACAAAUUACAUUAAGAGACAGAUGAGCAUCUGAACAAGAUCAAAAGGCCACAGGAGUUGAUGAGGAGGGCUAUAUUACUUGCAGAAAUAUCAUAAAAUGUUAAGUUCUACAUUUUUGAUUAAUUUUCAUUGCUUUAGGUUUGUUUUCCCAUGUGUUUCACCCUGGUUUCCUUAGCCCUAACUAAGCUUCUGUUGUAUGGCUUGCUUUAAAAAAAAAAAAGUGUCUUUUCAUAGAUAAAUGCUAGCAUUAAAACUGGUAAUAAUGUAUUUGCCUGUAUAAAUCAACCUUCUCAGAUUCAGUAAAGAAAGAGUUAAUGGUGUCAACAGUAAGCAGGACGCUGUUAGCCUUAUGCAUAUGAUGGGAUGAAUAAUUCAGUGUCUUCGGGAAAUGCAAACUGCAGUAGAAUUCAAGCGACCCCGUCAGAAAGUCAGUCAGUGCUUUACUUGUUAACAGAAAUAAAAGUCACCAGAAAGAAGAUGCUUAACGAUGACAAGCAGGGAUUGCUUAGUAGUUGAGUUGUGAGAAAGAUAGUAGUUCUCGGUCGGGAAUGGUCUGCAGUGAUAACGAUGCCUGCAUUCUGACAGUUGUCAGGUGACUUUCUGCUGAAAUGAGUGCUCAUGGGAUGGGGACGCUCCUUUGCUGUCAGAAACAAGAUAUUUUCUCAGGUUUUUCAUCCCAGAGCAAGGUUACUGCUACCCAGGACAGCACUAAUUUGCGAUGUAUUUUCUGUGUGUUCUAUUUAGGGCCAACAUUGCCUAGACAAAAUUCACAACUACCUGCUCAAGUUCAAAAUGGCCCAUCCCAAGAAGAGUUGGAAAUCCAGAGAAGGCAGCUGCAAGAACAGCAGCGGCAGAAGGAGCUGGAGAGAGAGAGGAUGGAGAGGGAACGGUUGGAGAGAGAACGGCUAGAGAGAGAGAGGCUGGAGAGGGAACGCCUGGAGCAGGAGCAGCUGGAGCGCCAGCGCCAGGAAAGGGAACACUUGGAGCGCCUGGAGCGGGAGAGGCUGGAGCGCCUGGAGCGGGAGAGGCAAGACCGAGAGCGCCUGGAGCAGCUGGAGCAAGUGGAGUGGGAGCGGGAGCGCAGAGUGUCCAAUGCUGCUCCAUCUUCAGACAGCUCCCUGUGUAGCGCUCCACUUCCUGAGUAUGCCAGUUGCCAGCCUCCUCCGGCACCUCCUCCAUCAUAUGCUAAAGUCAUCUCAGCUCCAGUGUCAGAUGCCACUCCUGAGUACGCUGUAGUGACUGCUUUGCCACCUACUUCCACACCCCCUACACCACCACUGCGACACUCAGCGACACGUUUUGCAACAUCUCUAGGUUCAGCCUUCCACCCUGUUCUUCCCCAUUACGCCACGGUUCCCCGUCCUCUGAACAAAAACUCUCGACCUUCUUCUCCUGUGAACACACCCUCUUCUCAGCCUCCAGCUGCGAAGUCCUGUGCCUGGUCUACUUCCAAUUUCUCGCCCCUCCCUCCAUCUCCUCCGAUAAUGAUUAGCAGCCCUCCUGGUAAAGCUACUGGCCCCAGGCCUGUCCUCCCCGUCUGUGUCUCCUCUCCCGUGCCCCAAAUGCCUCCGUCACCGACAGCACCCAAUGGGCUGCUGGACUCUGUAACAUACCCAGUGUCUCCACCGCCUACCUCAGGGCCAGCAGCGCCGCCACCUCCGCCGCCACCACCGCCGCCGCCGCCACCGCCACCUCCACCGCCGCUGCCUCCCCUCGCUUCUUCGCUCUCACACUGUGGAUCACAGGCUUCUCCUCCUCCAGGCACCCCUCUUGCCUCAACUCCCUCAUCCAAGCCCAGUGUUCUCCCUUCUCCCUCUGCAGCUGCCCCUGCCUCUGUGGAGACCCCUCUAAACCCUGAGCUGGGAGACUCCUCUGCUUCCGAGCCAGGCUUGCAGCAGGCAGCCUCUCAGCCGGCCGAGACGCCAACCCCACAGGGCCUUGUCUUGGGACCACCUGCACCUCCACCACCCCCACCCCUCCCAACAGGCCCUACCUAUGCCUCAGCACUUCCUCCCCCCCCUGGGCCACCUCCACCACCUCCACUGCCAUCUACUGGGCCUCCUCCACCUCCUCCCCCACCCCCUCUUCCUAAUCAAGUUCCUCCCCCCCCCCCCCCCCCUCCCGCCCCGCCCCUCCCUGCAUCUGGAAUUUCCUCUGGACCCCUGUCAGAAGACAAUCGCCCAUUGACUGGACUUGCAGCUGCGAUUGCUGGAGCCAAACUUAGGAAAGUGUCUCGGGUGGAGGAUGGCUCUUUCCCAAGUGGAGGGAGUACUGUGGGUGUGAACUUGGCCUCAUCCAAAACAGAUGCUGGUCGUGGGAAUGGACCCCUUCCUCUAGGGGGUAGCGGCUUAAUGGAGGAGAUGAGUGCCCUGCUGGCCAGGAGGAGAAGAAUUGCUGAAAAAGGGUCAACCAUAGAAACAGAACAAAAAGAAGACAGAAGUGAAGAUUCAGAGCCUGUAACUUCUAAGGCCUCUUCAACAAGUACACCUGAACCGACCAGAAAACCUUGGGAAAGAACAAACACAAUGAAUGGCAGUAAGUCGCCUGUCAUCUCCAGACGGGAUUCUCCAAGGAAAAAUCAGAUUGUUUUUGACAACAGGUCCUAUGAUUCAUUACACAGACCCAAAUCUACACCUUCGUCACAGCCCAGUGCCAAUGGAGUCCAGACAGAAGGACUUGACUAUGACAGACUGAAGCAGGACAUUUUAGAUGAAAUGAGAAAAGAACUAGCGAAGCUGAAGGAAGAGCUUAUUGAUGCAAUCAGGCAGGAACUGAGCAAGUCGAAUACUGCAUAGAGAAGCGAACUAAGAGAGACAGGACUUGAAUCUGGAGAAAAACAAGAAAUCCUACAAACAACUGUUAACAACCCCCUACGAUUUUUAAGCUGCAAGAAGAAAAUGGAUACAGUCAGGAGGGAAAAAGCGCCAACCUCUGAAAGCCUUCAGACAUAGCAACUCUGGCAAUCAGCUGCUCCCUCCCGGCGUGCUCCUGUUCUGACCUUUACCGCAGGAUGAAGACUUGUGUUUGAAUUCCCUAGCAGUACUAAACCCAUCAGGCAAGAAAUAUUUUCAUGUCUAGAUGAAGCUGCACGUUUUCCACAAUCCAUUGCUAAAAUAAAGAUAAAGGCUUAGGAGGUUUUUUUCAGGGGGCGCUGAUGAAGAAUUUAAUUUAGCAAGUUCUGCUGUUGCAUUGUAAACGUUUCUCUCAGGUUUGUCUUCCUAUCAUAUUUGAUAUUCCGUGAAUAGUGAAGAUCAUAAAAUAUGGAACAAAUGGAAUUGUAUGUGCUUUCAAAGGGUGGUAUUUAUAAGAAAGGUCCUAAAAUGUUUAGUCCCACUUGAGGAAUUUAGAAUGAUAGGAAGUCUCUCGGGUUAGCCUUCAUGCAAUUUUGUAGUUUAAAACAAAAUCCGUCCAGAAUUUAAAUAUUUAGAUGCCUUCCUAAAUUGUUACAAUGCUUUACCAAAUCUAUGACUUCUAUAUACAAACAGUGGUCAAAUGUAAAACAUUCUAUUAUAGAUUUCCUGUAGGUUUUCAACCUUUUUUAGACUUAUGCAUGCGGACAUUUUUAUAAUGUAAUUACAAUCACAACAAAGUUAGCUUUUUUAAUUACAGACAGUAAUGCAUGUCACACUAAUAUGUAGUGGCCUUUUCAAGGCCUAGUCCCAGGGGAAAAUAUUUUGUAGAAUAUAGGGAAGUGGGAGGAAGGGGAGGAAUAAUUUUUUAUUUAAAGUUAAUUCUGCACUAUCUUUUUUUUUCUCAAUUAUCUGCAUGAAUUAUGAGAAAUAUUUUGUGACUUUAGUCGAUAAACAUGUUAACAAAACCAAGUACUUAAUCUUUUACAUCAUGUCUUCAGCUAUUUGUAUUUUAACCAGCAAUUCCCAUGGUCUGAAGCAUGAUUCUGAGCUUCACAUGAAUUACACCUCACUGUGGACCUCCAGAGUUUGAUCACUGAACUUGGCAGUUGCUGUCACCAGACCCUGCAGUGCUGCGGGUGUCUGGGUGCAUGCUCCUGAGUGGAUGCUGCUCUUGACCUUGGUUGUGCUGAAAUGCAAGAAAUAUCAGUGAUGGCAGCAGUUGGGGUCACAGAAGUCACCAGAUAAAGGGAAACCAGUGGGGAGUUCUGCAGUUUUCUUUUCAUAAAACUGAAGUGAUACUUAGACCCAGAGAGAGAGGGGUGUGUGUGUGUGUGUGUGUGUGUGUGUGUGUGUGUGUGUGUGUGUGUGUGUGUGUGUGUGUUGGAUGUGUUCCACCCCUUUAUGUUAUAAUUGGCAAGAUUAAAAUAAGGGAGAAAUUCUAUUUGUUGUAAUGUUAGCUUUUUGGAAAAUCUAGGAAAUCAAAAAUUCUCCAGGCUCUCCAUCAUGGUUUAUGCUUGAGUUAUUCAUGUGCCAUACUUGCUUUGGUUAUCAAAACGUAAAAAAAAAGGGGGGGGGGAAUAAUCCACUUUCUUUUGCUUUCUAGAUUUCAUACAUCUCAGUUUUAAAACAAAGCUUGAUGACAGCGUAGUUUUCUAAACGCUACAAUUUGCAGUCAUCACACUACCGAGAAGUUGAAUGAGGAUUUUUUUUUCCUUGUUAAGAGUUUGUUUCUGUAGAAACUUCAUUUUUAGAUUAAACUGUGAGGGAUGAGCUACCAUAGUUCAAAUACACAGCUCUUCUUCUGCCUGUUCUCCAUUGUCAUGCAGUAAUAGUUAAGGCAUUGAAGAUGCAGUGAGCUCAUCAGUUGUUCUCUCAAAGAAAUAGUCAUUGCAUUUUACUGUUGAACUUCUGAUUAUGCGCUCCUUUGAUAAUGUAAAUGUGUGCAUCCCUUACAGAUCUGAUCAAACAUCACUUUUGAUUUUGUUGCUGAAAUUAAAUAGUCUGUAAUAGGUAGAGUACUGGGUAUCAGUGGUCCAAAGUGAGACAGAAUACUAAAGUCAGAUGCUAAGUCCUAAAAGAAACUGGUUUAUGCACUAAACGUUUUGUGCCUUGGUCUAAUAUUUAACACAAUGUCUGUGUAAAAUGAUAAAAAAAAAAAAAAAAGAACCAGUGUUGACUCAUGCUAUGUCCUCCAUAAUACUGCAUUAUCCCACAUGGCUAAUGUGUCCCUUCCUAAAGCGUGAUUGGACUAUUCUGUAUGUUCACUGUCAGACAUGACAGUCUUGUCAUUGUUAGAGAUUUCAGUGAUUAAAAUGGGAAACCGAAGCUUAGGUUAUUUUCCCAGAACUGUUCCUUGGAACCGUAGUAUGAUGGUGGGUUUCGCUUUUGUGUGUUGAAUGUCUUCAGCUGAGUACAGUUUAGGGAUCCUUUCUAACUACAGGAAGGCACUGCUCUCCUCAACACUGUGAUCCGACCUGCGACAGCUCUACAACACACCCUGUAAAUGGCUAGCACGUCAAUAGCAAACAACCUGAAUGUACAAACCUUAGUGCUGGUGCUGAAAUCUCUAAAGAAUAGUCGUCAUGAUCUCAGAGUUUGUUCACAACUUACAAGCAUAACGUGUCAAUCAGAACUAAAGAAUGUUGAUUCCUCAUGCUGCAGGUGUAUUUCCUGUUUAGGUUUUUCAGUUCUCUGCUGUUUUUACCAUAACUGUUUCAUUUAAAUUUCUUACACGCUAACUUCAUUUGUGUGAUUGAAAUAAAAUUUCAGUAUAUACA